GUGAAUGGUUCUUCCAUGACGUUGUUGGGUGAAGCUCAAGAGGAUGACAGAAGGCUGAUUUCCGAGCUAGUCCUUGCUAAAAUGCAGACUUUGUGCAGGCCUGUGGCACAGUCCUUGAGUAAAGCCACAAGUAGCCAUGCCAUUCUUCAUCAAGUCAAUGGAUCUCAUCAAAGUGGCCCCUACCCUGGUAAUGCUGGCAAGCCACCACAAAACAGACAACCUGAUGGACCCAUGCAGCCGCAACCAGGCCAGAUGAGGGGGUCUCCUAGUGGUCAGCUAGGGGCUGGCAACCAGCCAUCUCAUCUCAGUAAUCCACCACCACAACCUUUCCCAACACCUGGUACUGGACCUCAUGGUAUGACACGAAUGGCCAGUAAAGAUGAAGAAGACACUAUGAAGAAUUUAAGAAAGACGUUUGCAGGCAUUUUUGGAGAUAUGUAG
Candidula unifasciata is the source of this 441-nucleotide messenger RNA. Lineage: Eukaryota; Metazoa; Mollusca; Gastropoda; Stylommatophora; Geomitridae. The record is from the annotation of a GenBank genome assembly.